AUGUCAGUUCCAGUUGUAAUGACUGCAUUGUCUCACCCAGGAGUAGACUGCAAUGUCCUCAUCCAGGUGUAUGACUGCAUUGUCCCACCUAGUUGGUUCCUGGUGUCACUAGCGGUGGCUGACCUACUGCUGCUGUUGUUGUGUGUACCACUAGAGACUCUGCAAUACUUCCUAUGGACGCCCCACCUCUCCCUACCAGUGUGCAAACUCUCAUCUUACUGUGAGCUGCUGUCUGCCGUAGCUUCAGUACUCAACCUCACAGCAGUCAGCCUUGAGAGGUACAUCGUGAUUGUGUACCCUAUGAGGUCCCGCACCUUCUGUACUCUCAGUAACUGCCGCCGGGCUAUCAUCGGUGUGUGGUGCGUCUCUCUGGUGCUAUCAGUCCCCGCUGGCGUCACUCAGGACGUGUACUCCAUGACGUACUAUAACGCCAGCCACAGCGUCACCGUCUACCACUGCGCCACAGGCGGUGACCACGGAACACUAUUCGCUGUCUAUCGUCUGGUCAUCGUAUUCGUCAUCCCGGCUCUCUUCAUGUCCUUCUUCUACGCCCGGGUCAUCAAGGCGCUGUGGGUGUCCACCAAGAAGAUGACGGCCAUGACCCGUGUCUACAGCAUCUCAUCACACAACUCGCUGGCGUCCUGUUCUGUGUCGUCUGGGCUGGUACAUCCAUCGUCGUCAGCAACGUCAGGCCUCGCAGCGCUGCACGCCGGAUGUCCCGUCAAGCGAUGCGUCCACAGGCAGCGGUCUGGGGAGGAAGUCAAGCAGGCAAGGAAGCAGGUAGGUUUCCAGCGAGGAUGUCAAGGGAAGCAGGCACUCUUCUGCGGGGGAGAUGAAGGUAGUACGCGAAUCUCUGUGAAGGCGGUGAAGGAAAGCAGAUACCUAUGUCGCUGUGAAGGAGGGGAGGAAGCAGUUGCAACUUGCAACUUCGCAGGACAUUUACUGAUACACAGUGAACGCUUUAGUGUAACAAAAAUAAUUAUUAUCAUCUUGAUUCACCUCUGGAACAUAACAAUAGACAGUGGCAGUGGGAUAUUGUUGCAUCAUAUACCAGAAAUGAAUCUGAUCAUGUUGAUGAUGAUGACAGUGAUGAUGACGAUAAUGAUCAUGAUGAUGGCUGAAUCUGUCACCGAGACGUUGAAUAGUGCGUGUGUUUCUCUUUGCCACAGUUUCAUGUCGACUAACUUCGGGCGAAUGAUGCGACGGUCGUGUGCCAGAGACAACUGCUCCUCCCUGCUGAAUACACUGUGUGUGGGAACCUCCAAAAAGUGUAAACACAAAUCCGACGUGGCUGGCACUCGUGCGGGUGCAGCUCUUGCACCACCCACCACCCCGCCCACAGCACCCUCAGAACCCCUGUAUCUUGAGAAUGGUGUGGGCUUCGACCUGCCCACCACCUCCUACCUGGACCUCAAUGGUCACACUUCAAGUGCGGCCAACACCCUCAGGACCAACACUGACGACAACCAAGACUCCAGAAUCUAAGACAUGCUCUCAGAUUCCAAAAUACCGGACAGAAUCACUUCCAUCUUCAUGUAUCCGGAGAGACACACAACCAGUCAACCAUCCCAGGAUUAGAGAUACAUGAACUAAUUAUGUAUUUCCCGGGGAAGAACUAAACGCGUAGGGGCCAUACAACA
This is a messenger RNA of Cherax quadricarinatus, 1640 nucleotides long. The record is from RefSeq and is a predicted model, not a curated record. Lineage: Eukaryota; Metazoa; Arthropoda; Malacostraca; Decapoda; Parastacidae.